CUGGAAGCUCGGAGGGAUAAAACGGGCUCGCGCGGAGCGGCCCAGGACAUUUGGGAGCAGGAUGGCAGGAGGCACGUGGAGUUCGUACCUCGGCGGCAUCGCCCUCGGCCCGGUCCUCGUCCUCCUGGCGUUGUGCGGGCCCACGCUGCAAGGAGGUUUGAUCUUACCUGCCGGUGCUGGAGGAGCAGCUGGAACUGGCACAGGUGCUGGAACUGGACUGGGUCAGGAUGGAGCAGGAAUUGGAUUCAGACCAGGUGGAGGAGCCACUGGAUUCGGUCCUGGUGGCGGAGGCUUCGGACAAGGUGGUGCAGGAGGACCAGGAGGGCUCUACAGUCCAGGCAGUGGUGGAGUGGGAGGUGUGCCUGGAGGUUUUGGGGCUGGUGUGAAGCCUCCUAAAACAGGAGGAGUGGCUGGAGGCUUUGGACCAGGACAAGCAACUGCGGGUGGAGGGCUGGUUCCAGGUGGACUUGGGUCAGAAGGUCUUGGAGGCUAUGGAACUGGACUCGGGGGAGCCUUUGCCGCCGGUUUGGGUCAAGGAGGUGUGGUCGGAGCACUGGGAUCGCAAGGCACCGGUCAAGGAAUUGGAACGGGCCUCGUACCUGGAGGUGGCUUUGGAGGAGGUUACGGCCAAGCCGGCAGUAGGCAGUACCCAGGACUUGGUGGAACUGGACCCAAACCUCCAAAAUCAGGUUACAGCCCAGGGGGGACAGGAUUCGGACCUGGUGGUGCAGGGGUCGGACCAGGGGGUGCUGGAUUUGGUCCUGGGGCUGCAGGAGUUGGGGCUGGGGGUGCAGGGGUUGGGCCUGGGGGUACAAGAUUUGGACCUGGGGGUGCUGGAUUUGGGCCUGGGGGUGCAGGGGUUGGGCCUGGAGGUGCAGGAUUUGGUCCCGGGGCUGCAGGAGUUGGGGCUGGGGGUGCAGGGGUUGGGCCAGGAGGUGCAGGGGUUGGGCCUGGGGGUACAAAAUUUGGACCUGGGGGUGCUGGAUUUGGCCCUGUGGGUGCUGGGGUUGGGCUUGGAGGUGCUGGAUUUGGUCCCGGGGGUGCAGGAGUUGGGGCUGGGGGUGCAGGGGUUGGGCCAGGAGGUGCAGGGGUUGGGCCUGGGGGUACAAAAUAUGGACCUGGGGGUGCUGGAUUUGGGCCUGGGGGUGCAGGGGUUGGGCCUGGAGGUGCAGGAUUUGGCCCUGUGGGUGCUGGGGUUGGGCUUGGAGGUGCAGGAUUUGGCCCUGUGGGUGCUGGGGUUGGGCUUGGAGGUGCAGGAUUUGGUCCCGGGGGUGCAGGAGUUGGGGCUGGGGCUGCAGGGGUUGGGCCAGGAGGUGCAGGGGUUGGGCCUGGGGGUACAAGAUUUGGACCUGGUGGUGCUGGAUUUGGGCCUGGGGGUGCAGGGGUUGGGCCUGGAGGUGCAGGAUUUGGACCAGGGAGUGGAGGAUUUGGGCCUGGGGGUGUAGGUGUCGGGUCUGGUGGGAAGAGUGGUGGCAAAGCAUCAAAACAACUUCCAGGUGUCGGGGUUCCUGGACUGUAUCAGGGUGGAUUUGUUCCAAGUCAAGAUUUUGGAAGCCGCGGUGUGGUCCCUGGAGUGCCCACUGGAACUGGACUUGGGCCUCAGACAGGUGGCGGGGUACUCGGCCAAGGUGCAGACAACGGUCGAGGACAGCAGCUGCCAGGGGUUUUUCGUGGUUAUCCUCUCAUAUCACCUAAGUCAGGAACAGGGAAGUCGAAAGGUCCAGCCAAAGCAGCAGCCAAGUAUGGUGGAGCUGGAGCAGGUGCUCUUGGUCAAGGUGGUGUUGGACUGCCUGGAGGAGGGCCAGGUCUCCCUGGAUUUGGAGGUGGAGCCGGAACAAUAGGUGGACCUGGAGCUGUUCCUGGAUAUGGGGGUGGAGCUGGAACAGCCGGUGGACUAGGAGCUGUUCCUGGAUAUGGCGGUGGAGCUGGAACAGCCGGUGGACCAGGAGCUGUUCCUGGAUAUGGCGGUGGAGCUGGAACAGCCGGUGGACCAGGAGCUGUUCCGGGAUAUGGCGGUGGAGCUGGAACAGCCGGUGGACCAGGAGCUGUUCCGGGAUAUGGCGGUGGAGCUGGAACAGCCGGUGGACCAGGAGCUGUUCCCGGAUAUGGCGGUGGAGCUGGAACAGCCGGUGGACCAGGAGCUGUUCCCGGAUAUGGCGGUGGAGCUGGAACAGGUUACGGUCCUGGCUCAGCCAAAGCACUCAAAUACGGUCAGCCUGGCGGUGUCGGCACUGGUGCAACUGGAGGCCUUGGUGGACCGGAAGGAAGAGCUGGCGUUGGCACAGGUGGCCGUGGAUAUGGUCCAGGUGGUGCCGGAUAUGGCCCAGGCUCUACUGGAACUGGGUUAGGUGGUCCUGGCAGUGGACCUGUUGGAGGAGGAUAUGGGCCAGGUAGUACUGGUAUUGGACCAGGAAGAGCUGGGACAGGACUAGGAGGAACUGGAACAGGAUCUGGGGGAUACGAUGCCAAUGCCAAAGCCCGUAAAUAUGGUAUGUUCAGUGGAGCACUGGGCAGUCAAGGAAUAAGUACUGGAGGACUUGUACCGGGUAGUGCUGCCACAGGAUAUGGACCAGGAGGAGUUGGACCUGGUGGUGCUGCAGCAGGGUUUGGUCCAGGAGGAGUCAGACCUAGUGGUUACGGACCAGGAGGAGCAAUUGGACCUGAAGGCGGUGGUACAGGUUUUGGACCAGGAAGAGGAAUUGUGCCUAAUGGAGUGGGUACUGGCUAUGGACCAGGGGCAGGAGUUGGGCCAGGAGCUGCUGGCACUGGAUUUGGACCAGGGGCAGGAGUUGGGCCUGGAAGUACUGGAUAUGGACCAGGAGGUUAUGCUGGUGCCAAAGCCCGCAAAUAUGGAGGACUUGGUGUUGGAACGGGACUAAGUUCUGGCCUUGGAGCAGGAGGAUUCCAAGGACGAGGUGCUGGAGAAGCAGUUGGACGAGCCGGCGCAGGACUAGGGGCAAGUGGACAGCCUGGUUCUGGUGUUGGAACUGGGGGACAACUUGGUGGUUUUGGACCAAGCGGUGCCAGAGGUGGUGGAGGAGGUCCUGGGUCAGGUGGAGAUGGAAGACAAGGGGGAGCACUGGGAACUGGUGGAACUGGAUAUGGACCUGGUGGUUACAGCCCUGGGGUUGCCCCUGGAACCGGUUUUGGGCCAGGGGGAGGCUACGGUGCAGGGACAGGGACUGGAUAUGGACCAGGUUAUGGAGCUGGCUCAAAAGCUGCCAAAUUUGGUCAAGGUGGAGGACUUGGCGCAGGAACCGGACAAGGCGGAGUCGGUGGUGGGGUACUUGGAGGAGGAGCCGGACAAGAUGGAGUCGGUGGUGGGGUCCUUGGAGUAGGAACCGGACAAGGCAGAGUCGGUGGUGGGGUACUUGGAGGCGGAGCCGGACACGGUGGCGUUGGUGUCCUUGGAGUAGGUACCGGACAAGGUGGAGUCGGUGGUGAGGUACUUGGAGGCGGUGUCGGACAAGGUGGUUAUGGUACAGCUGGAUCCAAGGCAGACAAAUAUGGACCAGGAAGUGGCACUGGUGCUCCAGUCAAUGGCAGCGGUGUCUACAUGAACGGAACCAGCACAGGUGGUACCGCUCGCACAACAACUGGACCCGGCGGUCGAGGCGUUGCACGCGGAACACUGGCCCCACUAGCAGAAGGGGGAACUCGCACUGAUGUCGGACAGGACGGAAAAGACUUUGAUGGAGGUGAGGAUGGUCCGGGCGGUGUGAUAGAGGGCUCUGGCAUUGCUGCAGGAGAAGGAGUCAGCGGGAGGGUCGGUGGGAGACCAUUUGGUGCAGGAGCUGAUGGAGAUGGUCUGAGAGGGACAGAAAUUCCUAUCCUUGGAGGAAGACCAGGUCUUGGUGGGACUCCUCUUCCAGGAUCCACAGGAGCUGCACCCGCUGGAAGAGGACCUGUCCAACCAACUGGGGCAAGUGGGGUCCUACCAGGUGCCAAACCUCUCAAACCACCAGGAGUCCCGAGAGGCGAUACACCUGGUGAAGGAGAGGAAGAAGCACGUCCUGAUGGAGGGACAGAUGGCCGACGUAGGACAGGAGGAAGACGGACGGGAGUAGAAGGUGGUCCAACCAGUGCAGGACCAGUAGGCAGGGUUGGAGCAGGAGGAACGGCUCCAGCAGUAGGGGCAACACCAAAACCAUCCAAAGCAUACAAUCCAGAUGGGACCAAAGGUGGAGCUUUACCUGGUGGCGCAGGAGGUGGCACCGGGGUUGGUGGAGGAGGUCCAGGAGGAUUUGGAACGGGACCUACGAUAAUUGGAGGAGGUCCAGGAGGAGUCGGGAGCGGACCUGGUGUUGUUGGAGGAGGUCCAGGAGGAGUCGGGACUGGACUUGGCGGAAUUGGGAGCGGGACUGGCGUAUUUGGAGGAGGUCCAGGAGGAGUCGGCACCGGGUCUGGCGGAGUGGGAACAGGUCUCACAAAACCUGGAAAAAGUUACGGUGCUGGUGGAACUGGCGUUUUACCAGGUGGAGCAUAUGGGAAUUUCGGUCAAGUAAGCCGAGGUGGGAGUGGACCUGGCGGUCCAGGAGGUGUUGGUCCUGGUCCAGGAGGAGUUGGGACAGGAACAGGUGUAAUUGGAGGAGGUCAAGGACGAUUUGGGACUGGGCCUGGUGCAGUUGGAGGAGGUCCAGGAGGAGUCGGGAGCGGACCUGGUGUUGUUGGAGGAGGUCCAGGAGGAGUCGGGACUGGACUUGGCGGAAUUGCGAGCGGGACUGGCGUAUUUGGAGGAGGUCCAGGAGGAGUCGGCACCGGGUCUGGCGGAGUAGGGAACAGGUCUCACAAAACCUGGAAAAAGUUACGGUGCUGGUGGAACUGGCGUUUUACCAGGUGGAGCAUAUGGGAAUUUCGGUCAAGUAAGCCGAGGUGGGAGUGGACCUGGCGGUCCAGGAGGUGUUGGUCCUGGUCCAGGAGGAGUUGGGACAGGAACAGGUGUAAUUGGAGGAGGUCAAGGACGAUUUGGGACUGGGCCUGGUGCAGUUGGAGGAGGUCCAGGAGGAGUCGGAACCGGUCCUGGUGUUGUUGGAGGAGGUCCAGGAGGAGUCGGGACUGGACUUGGCGGAAUUGCGAGCGGGACUGGCGUAUUUGGAGGAGGUCCAGGAGGAGUCGGCACCGGGUCUGGCGGAGUAGGAACAGGUCUCACAAAACCUGGAAAAAGUUACGGUGCUGGUGGAACUGGCGUUUUACCAGGUGGAGCAUAUGGGAAUUUCGGUCAAGUAAGCCGAGGUGGGAGUGGACCUGGCGGUCCAGGAGGUGUUGGUCCUGGUCCAGGAGGAGUUGGGACAGGAACAGGUGUAAUUGGAGGAGGUCAAGGACGAUUUGGGACUGGGCCUGGUGCAGUUGGAGGAGGUCCAGGAGGAGUCGGAACCGGUCCUGGUGGCAUGGUGCCUGGCGGAGUGGGAACAGGUCUCACAAAACCUGGAAAAAGUUACGGUGCUGGUGGAGGUGGAGUUUUACCAUUUAGAGGUCUGCGCUUCCCGAUUGGAGCUGGUGUAGGACAAGGAGAAAAACCAGCAUAUAGGACUUUCGGUGCAGGAGGCCAAGGUGGGGUUAGGCCUGGUGGCUAUGGUGGUUCUGGAGGUGUUGGUGCCGAUCCCGGAGGUGU
Messenger RNA from Phyllopteryx taeniolatus (common seadragon), 5611 nucleotides. RefSeq names its product fibroin heavy chain-like. The record is from RefSeq and is a predicted model, not a curated record. Bases 62 to 5470 code for a protein of 1802 amino acids. NCBI's taxonomy places the organism in Eukaryota, Metazoa, Chordata, Actinopteri, Syngnathiformes, Syngnathidae. The transcript is spliced from 43 exons.